CAAGUUUUGAUGCAAGACUGAGGGAUACACGUCAGGUGGGCAAUAUAGACUUUACCGGAUACCAGCGUAACUGUCCCAGUGGUCUGAAGUGUCAAGCUUCGGCUGAAGACAAAAGCUGAGGAUCGGUUACAGGGCAGUCUACUUAUGUCAGGCCGAAACGGGUCUGCCAGUGAUGCAGACUGUCGGAUCUCAGAGGAAUGCCGUGUCCCAGCUGACAUGGAGCUGAUGGAGCUGGGACCCCUGCUGGAGGAACCAGGGGCCAGGGGGGGCAAAGGUCUCCUAGCAGAGGGGGCACAUGCUCAUGCAGAUGAGGAUGAGGAUGAGGAUGAUGAAGUGGGAGAGGUACUUACUCUGCCCCUGCAGGCUCAUCAUGCUAUGGAAAAGAUGGAGGAGUUUGUACACAAGGUAUGGGAAGGGCGCUGGCGGGUCAUUCCUUUUCAUGUUCUACCAGAGUGGCUGAAGGACAAUGACUACCUCCUGCAUGGACAUCGGCCCCCCAUGCCCUCAUUCCGUGCCUGCUUUGGAAGCAUCUUCAGGAUCCACACAGAAACUGGGAAUAUCUGGACCCACUUGUUGGGACUCAUUCUGUUCCUGUGUCUGGGCACUCUCACCAUGCUGCGGCCCAACAUGUACUUCAUGGCCCCUCUGCAGGAGAAGGUGGUGUUUGGAAUGUUCUUCCUUGGUGCAGUUCUCUGCCUCAGCUUCUCCUGGCUCUUUCACACUGUUUACUGCCACUCCGAGAAAGUGUCACGUACUUUCUCCAAGCUGGACUACUCCGGCAUUGCUCUGCUGAUCAUGGGCUCCUUUGUGCCCUGGCUCUAUUACUCCUUCUACUGCUCCCCUCAGCCCCGCCUCAUCUACCUCACAAUUGUUUGUGUGCUGGGCAUUGCUGCAAUCAUUGUGGCCCAGUGGGACCGCUUCUCCACACCCCGCCACAGGCCCACAAGAGCAGGAGUAUUCAUGGGUCUUGGGCUGAGUGGUAUUGUUCCCACCAUGCACUUCACCAUUGAGGAGGGCUUUGUCAAGGCCACUACAGUAGGACAAAUGGGAUGGUUCUACCUGAUGGGUGCAAUGUACAUCACAGGGGCCGGCCUCUACGCUGCCAGGAUCCCUGAACGGUAUUUCCCUGGCAAGUGUGACAUCUGGUUCCACUCACACCAGAUAUUUCAUGUGCUGGUGGUGGCAGCUGCCUUCAUACAUUUCUAUGGGGUUUCCAACCUGCAGGAGUUCCGCUAUGGGUUAGAGGGAGGUUGCACUGAUGACACUCUGCUCUGAGAAGCCUAAAUCCCCAUUCCUCAAACCCUCAGAGAAGUGCUGUUUGGAAACAGUCACCUGCUCCUCCGAAGCCUUCUCUUCUCUUGAUU
Molecule: messenger RNA, 1364 nt
Organism: Chanos chanos (milkfish)
Lineage: Eukaryota; Metazoa; Chordata; Actinopteri; Gonorynchiformes; Chanidae
Gene: adipor1a
Product: adiponectin receptor 1a
Exons: 8
Coding region: 145-1275 (376 amino acids)
Biological process (GO): adiponectin-activated signaling pathway
Cellular component (GO): plasma membrane
Molecular function (GO): signaling receptor activity
Source: RefSeq, a predicted model, not a curated record